AUGGUUUCGCGCAAUCGCUCGCCCAAGCGCUCACGCAAGCGCUCGCCCAAGCGCUCACGCAAGCGCUCCUGCAAGCAGCGCUCACGCAAGCGCUCACGCGAGCGCUUGCGAAGCUCAAGCUCGUCCUCAAGCUCGUCCUCGUAUAGCAGCUUCCAUCAAAGGUAUAAGAGCCGUGAACUGCAAAAGGAGCAGAGGAGGCGACCGGCGGCCAAGAAGCAAGUCUCGGCAUUGCAGGAGAAGGAGGUAGUGGGAAGUGCGGCUGACAUCACAGUGGUGAAAUGCGCGAACAAGGUGGUGGAGAGCAUCUUGCGGGGGACAUUUUCGGUGAAUGGGCAGAACCAUGGGCGACCAAUCUACAAGAAGGAUGCAGAUACGGUGACUGUGCUGCUCUACUACUGGGAUGAACGUGAUGGUCCCAAAUUUUGUGGCUGGUGGUUUGGCCCCAAGGUGGGCGGUGAACAGGUCUGGGCGUUCCAUCCCGCGUCCACCUUGACGCCGCCCAAGACUGGAUGGAGACUCCCCUGGGAUGGCCCGGUGGACAGCAGCUUUUGUAUCGAAGCCAAGGUUGCAGAGGAGAGAAAGAGAGAAGACCACAUCAAAGCGCAUCAGGACGUCCCAUCGGGCUCAGAACGGCGGAAGCGACCACUGAGCCCAACGCAGCAGCAUUCGGAGGCUCAGACUGGCAAAGAUGCUAUACAAAAGGGCGCAGUUUCAGAGGUCAAACGCAGGUCUUCCAACAGUGAUGUGGGUUCUCAAUCCAUCGGGCAGCUGGUUGGGCAGAUGGUCGACAAGGAGCUUUCCAAACUGCAAGAGGCACUUGCAAGUGAGAAGACAAUGAGGGAAGCGGCUGAAGGGAAACUGAGAGAUGCUUCGCUAUCUUUGGAAAGCAGAGAAGGUGCUUUGGCCAGCGAGCAGAGGGAGCUUGCCAAACUGCAAGAAGCACUUGCGAGCGAGAGGGCAAUGAGGAGCAGCAAAGCAAGAGACUGUCAAAGCCUAGAACGUGCUUUGGCCAGCGAACGAGAGAAGCUCCAAGCAGCUGAAGAGCAAGUUCAGGCUAAGCAGAUUCAGAUUGAUGAGCUGACUGCGUGCUUAGCAGAGCAGAAACGCAUAAAAAGCAUGGCCAGCAGUUGUGGUGCACGCUGGCAAUACAAAGAGAACGAAUGCUGGCACGCUGUACCGCCUGAAGCGAAUGAUCAGAUGCAUCAGGCCUAUUUGGCCUACCUUCGUGAUCCAAUCUCGGGCAAUCGCUGCAGGACGAUCAAUUCAGCAGGGGUCGCUCGUGAAGUUGAUUUCGAGCUGAUGCAGCAAAAGCGAGGUGACACUAACAAAGUUCGCCAGAUUCGGAUUUUGCCCGGCGUGCCAAAGCAGUGGGUCUCCACCCCUGCUAGCUUGUUGCAACAGACAGAUCAGUUAAAUCAAUUCUACAUUGAAGUGACAGAUGAUCAAAUUCUUGAGCAGGUGAUAGACAUUCUGCAAUUGACUGGCCAUGCGCAGACCACGUGGCAAGGAUGCUCGUGGCUCGAAAAUGCAGGCGUCAUAUCAGUGCACCGGAUUGAAAACUUCAGGCUUUGGCAUGGAUACAAGCAAAGAUGCGAAGCCUUGCGGAAGCAGAAUGCAAGUCACAAUGUUUCUGUUGCAGGUGCAGCCUUAGAUCUUGAUGCAUCUGAUGGCUCCACCAAGGUCAUGACAAGCAACCAGAAAGUGUUGGAUUGCGGCGAGGCCUUGGCAGCGGAUGUGGAUGAGAAGAUUCUGUUGCAUGGCACAAGUUGGGAGAAUGCAAACUCUAUCAUUCUGAACGGCUUCGACCAUCGGACUUGUUCCCGUGGCAUGUAUGGUGAUGGGGUCUACUUUGCAUCUGCGGCUUGCAAGUCCCACCACUACACUUGCAAGGAUCACAAGAUGGCCUGCGGCUGCAAGCGUGAAAGGACGUUGAUCAUUGCCCGUGUGGCACUUGGUGAUGCAUACUAUGCCAAGGAAACCAGAUACAAAGAACGGAGGCCACCCGUGAGGGAUAGCACAUCCGGGGUCACCUACGAUUCCGUUGUGGUCAAUCCCGGCCGCAUCAAGGGACACCACAACACAACACAGCUCCAUCAGGAGUUUGUCAUUUCCGACAGGGAGCAGGCAUAUCCUUGUUAUGUGGUUCAGUAUCGGUUGUGA
This is a messenger RNA of Durusdinium trenchii, 2160 nucleotides long. NCBI's taxonomy places the organism in Eukaryota, Dinophyceae, Suessiales, Symbiodiniaceae. The record is from the annotation of a GenBank genome assembly.